CAGACUGUCUCGAGUAAUCCGCGACAUUCACAGCGGAAAUUGUCUUGCGAGAGGCCCUACUUAAACUCUCUUCGCUCGCAAACCUUUCAAUACGCGGUAUUUGUUCACUUUCCAACAGCGCGGCUUGGGUAAUUCGACGUGAUGUAUAGUCAACUCGCUGAGUAUCUCAGCGACGGCGCCAGCAAACUUACGCGGAUAUCUACCACCCUGACAAUUGCAUUGUUACUAGGCACCCCCAUUAUCAUCGCCUUGUGGCUUCAAAAUGUCUCCUCAACUCCCAAAGAGCUUCGAAAUCUACGAAGGGAAGGCGUCUCAUCGAGCAACAUGAAAGACCAAACAGACUCCAAAUACGAUCUCCCAGAGGGCGCCACAACCGAUGGCCCAAUACGUAUCAAGGCCAUUCUCGUCCAUCCCAUCAAAUCGUGCGCACCCGUCGAAUUGAACUGCGCCCAACUCCUGAAAAGUGGUUUCCGUUGGGACCGAUGCUUUGCUCUAGCGACAGAAGUCACCAGACCAGAAGCAGAAGGGGGAUCGAUGUGGCGCUUCAUCAGCCAGCGCACCAAGCCGCUCAUGUCCCAGAUCAAGACUGAGUUAUGGUUUAGGCACGAAGAUAGCGACGCGAGGGAUCCAUUGGUCAGGUCCGUAGGGUGUGUCGUCUUCAAAUUCCCAGACCCAGAUCCUCUCAAUUGGCUUGAUCAGCUUAAGCUGGCGCUCUUUUCUCAUCGAAAGGAAGUCUCUGCAAUUGUGCCGCUAUGUCCUGAAGAUGAGUUUCAAAAGGAGCAUGGAAUAACGAUGAAGACUUUUACUAUUCAUUCCAGAGAGGCAAAGGGUCUGAAUAUGGGCAAAGCACCAACAGUAGCCGCUGUGCUGCCCAAGCUCAAGCGCUUCCUUAACAUCCCAGAGCAUCAAAACCUUACUCUAUUACGGUGUACUCCAAAAACCCUUGUGCGCACUGAUGAGAACCUUGCACCGCUAGGAUACAUUGGAAGACCAUCUGUUCACGGUUACACGGAUCAACAGCCCGUCAACGUUAAUAGCUUGGCAUCCGUUCACGCAGUAUCAGCACUUCUACCCGCGGAAAACCAGCCACUCAACGCACUUCGUUUCCGCGCAAACAUCUGGAUCACAGGUGCUCCUGCGUUCGAUGAAGAAACCUGGAAACGCUAUCGCGUCGUACCGAAGAGAGAAGCUGCUGUUGAGAAUGUGUCGCCAACGUUAUCUGUCGUCUGCCGAACAUCCCGCUGCACAAUGCCUAAUGUGAAUCCUCUGACAGGGAGAUUCGACACGGAUAUCCCAGAUGGAGGUAAGAAGAGAGGGAGAGCACAGCCAAGUACAACAUUGGUCAAAUACCGCAUAGUCGAGGAUGGGAACCCCAAGGCUCUCGGCUAUAUUGGCAUGCAUUGUGUCCCAGAGGAUUCCAGUUUACAUGAGGCUGCGGAGAAGACCGAGGGGCUAUAUGUUCAAGUUGGGGAUGAGAUAGAGGUUCUUGAGCGAGGGACACACCUCUACGGAUCGACGGGAAAUGAUUAUUAGUCUAGGUUCGGAAGCGGUUUACCCCGGCGAGCGCUCUAAGAUAGAUAGGAUAUUUCAUCCUAAGACGCAUAUAAGAACCACAAAAUUAUGACUUUCCAG
Fusarium redolens is the source of this 1632-nucleotide messenger RNA. RefSeq lists its product as uncharacterized. The record is from RefSeq and is a predicted model, not a curated record. Bases 142 to 1533 code for a protein of 463 amino acids. Gene Ontology annotation, molecular function: catalytic activity; pyridoxal phosphate binding; molybdenum ion binding. The transcript has a single exon. Lineage: Eukaryota; Fungi; Ascomycota; Sordariomycetes; Hypocreales; Nectriaceae.